This is a messenger RNA of Anopheles funestus (African malaria mosquito), 688 nucleotides long. RefSeq lists its product as uncharacterized. Bases 137 to 631 code for a protein of 164 amino acids. Lineage: Eukaryota; Metazoa; Arthropoda; Insecta; Diptera; Culicidae. The record is from RefSeq and is a predicted model, not a curated record. The transcript has 3 exons.
UUGUGAUACAGUAAAAGGAUAUAAAUUUCCAAUAUUUCAUCCUUAUCAUACGCACCACACCUCAUAGUACUUUUCUUUUCUACAUUGUUGGUACACUCAAACUAAUUAGCAUAUAUAUUCUAAACAUGCUCCUUCCAUGGCUUUUCACGAGAGGAAAGAAAGUUUGAUGUGUUUUGGGGCAAAUGUAAGGAUCUCGCAUCGUUUUGAACAGCAUCAGUCAUCGAUGGGCUGUUUCACCGGUAACAAGAUGAUGGUACGGAUUAUACUAUUGGCCAGUUUGCUAUUUUGCCUUUGUUGUACUACAUACGCACGUACCCAUCAUCACCAUCACCGUUUGAAACCGCUCAAGUAUAGCUAUGGCAUAUAUGCUCCCACUGGAUGGACGGUGGCACUAUACAUUUGGUACAUCGUAAAGCUUGGCUUUAUUUUAGGUGCUCUUCUAUUGUUACUUUUCUCCAAAAAAUGGAACACUCAAAGGCAAUCUGUUAUUUUUGAAAGUGGACCGGAAUAUUUCCAUCAUCGUUCGUUGGACGCUUUGGAAUUUAAUCUAUUCCGACAGAGAGGCAGAAGAGACGUAAACCUUUACUGGAACGAUCGGCUAGAUGCGAUGGGUACAAUGUUAAGACGCUGAAUUAAGGAUAGCUUUAGUAUUAGGAUUAGAUUGUCUUUUGAACUAGUAAUUUAUUUU